UCUUCUUGUUCCGAAUUAUUGUCACCAGCUAUUAAAAAAAGGCUAAUUGCUUUCUCCUUUUCUUUUUCGGUUGUUCCCGAUCGAUCUUUCUGCUAAUUUGAGUUAUAUGCUUCUUCUGCGUUGAUUUUUGUGUGUUCUACGGAUUAGAGAGAAGCGAGAGUUCCUUCUCUUAUUUGGGUUUGCGAUUUGUUACUGACCUACGACCAUGGCGUCUUCAUCCUCGUCCGCGCAGCUUCGGCUUAUGUCCGAUCUCAAAACCAUCAUAAACGAGCCUCCGGAGGGAUGCAGCGCCAGUCCAUUAUCUGAAGACAAUUUGUUCGUUUGGAGUGCAAGCAUAUUCGGUCCUGAUGAGACUCCUUGGGAAGGUGGUGUUUUUGGGUUGCGGUUGAUUUUCGGGGAUAACUAUCCCGGGAAACCCCCUCGUGUUCGCUUCACCUCGGAAAUUUUCCAUCCCAAUGGUUAGUGUCAUUCUCAUUUUGUUGUG
This is a messenger RNA of Macadamia integrifolia, 484 nucleotides long. Its product is annotated as ubiquitin-conjugating enzyme E2 2-like. The transcript is spliced from 3 exons. The record is from RefSeq and is a predicted model, not a curated record. Bases 206 to 463 code for a protein of 85 amino acids. NCBI's taxonomy places the organism in Eukaryota, Viridiplantae, Streptophyta, Magnoliopsida, Proteales, Proteaceae.